Phytophthora nicotianae INRA-310 is the source of this 1833-nucleotide messenger RNA. RefSeq lists its product as hypothetical. The transcript is spliced from 2 exons. Bases 406 to 1581 code for a protein of 391 amino acids. Gene Ontology annotation, biological process: transmembrane transport. Lineage: Eukaryota; Oomycota; Peronosporomycetes; Peronosporales; Peronosporaceae. Gene Ontology annotation, cellular component: membrane. Gene Ontology annotation, molecular function: transmembrane transporter activity. The record is from RefSeq and is a predicted model, not a curated record.
UCUGACUGCGUGAGACGCAAGUCGAAGGCAACGGCAAUCGGACUUCAGACAUCCCCGAACAUAUUGCAGUAGCCAUGUCGUGCGGCACGCGAGAGGCGCUGGUCUUCGGCAUGGGGCUGAUCACCGGCACGGGCACCACUCUGUGCGUUGUUGCAACCUUUUCGUUAUCCACUUUUUGCCAUCAGCUGACUGAAAAACUCUGUUGCGACUUGUCAUUUGCCAUAUUUACCUAAACCAGAACCGGCAAGGUGCGUUUAGGCAACAACAAGCAUUGCCAACUGACCAGUUGCUAAAGCUGAGAAUGAUUGUCACUCUCGUUGUCAACAGAUCUUAUACGGUGUGGACUCUGUUGGGCUUGACGGAGAGGUGAAGAAGUUCGAGAAGCCUAUCUUCCAGACGUGGCUCAUGUUCUUGGCCAUGGUAUUCGCGCUUCCCAUCCACUGGGCCUACCACUACCACGUCGAGCGACAAUGGCGCCGCAACAACCGCAACGGCAUGAAAUAUCGCUACCGGAUCCCGCGUAAAAUGUAUUUUCUACUGGCGCUCCCUGCAGCAUUCGACCUACUGGCAACUUUCGUUGCCAAUCUGGGUCUUCUCUACGUGACUGUCAGUGUUUUCCAGCUCAUGAAGUGCACGGUCAUCAUCUUCGUGGCCAUACUCAAGGUGUUUGUACUAAAAGAUCGCCUACGCAGUUACAUGUGGAUCGGCAUUGGCCUCAACAUGUUAGCAGCGCUGAUGGUGGGCGCCACAAGUCUUGCAGACUCCGACAGUCAGGACAACAAUGCUACCAACCAACAUCCGGCAUUCGGAGUCUUUAUGGUGGUGCUAAGCUGCGCAAUUCAAGCUGUACAGUACGUUUUCGAAGAGAAACUCAUGGAUGAAGGCGACAGUGCACCUCCGCUAGUCGUCGUGGGCAUGGAAGGCGUCUGGGGCUUAGUAUUGACGACUUUCGUCGUGUAUCCGGUGGCUUAUAUGGUCCCGGGUAACGAUUUGGGCUCAAACGAGAGAUUCGACGACGCGUAUCAGAUGCUCAUGAACAGUGGCCUGGCUCAGACGGUCGUGCUCAUUUAUCUACUGGUGAUUCUGGGCUACAACGUGUUCGCUGUGUCCGUCACGUACCUGCUGAACUCGAUUUGGCACGCGAUUCUGGACAAUUUCCGUCCGAUUACAGUCUGGGGCACAGAUUUGAUGCUGUUCUAUUUCUUUACGCAAGGACAAUUCGGUGAGCGGUGGACAAUUUGGAGUUGGCUACAACUUGCGGGUAUGUUGACGUUGUUAGCGGGCACGGCAGUGUACAACGGCACUCUGCGUCUACCGGGUUUCGUGUACUUGGAGCCGCUGGACGAAGCGAUGGCUCCGAUUCGAACACCUGAGGCGCUCACUGCAUCGACGUUCUCACGCUCGCCGUUGAUCACGCGCAACGCAAUGAAAGCUGCCGAGAUUGCUCGCCGGACGCCAAACCCCAAUGACCGCGACCGUGUGAGACGCGAAUUCAUGACUGAGUAUCAACCACUGGCUGAUGCGGAGUCUCGACGACGCAUUGAUCCGGCUGGACACACGUACGGAUCGCUCGAAACCUAAGGCUAGUUUGCCAUGUGUGAUGUGAGAGGCAAGACAAUAGAGCAAAUCAAAGAGUUGAUGUGCGUUUCACCUACGGUUCCUCUCCUAUGUUAUUGCUACAUGCAUUAUUAUUAUUUGAUGGAUUUCUUAACGACAGCGACGACGAUGCUUGCCAAGGUGCCUGUAUAGUACUAAUGGGGUCAACUAUAGUGACUUAGCACUGGGUUGUAAGUUUUUAUCAUUUUAUCUUUAAAAAAUAUUUCUUGACUGCGA